This is a messenger RNA of Exophiala bonariae, 789 nucleotides long. RefSeq lists its product as uncharacterized. Gene Ontology annotation, molecular function: metal ion binding. NCBI's taxonomy places the organism in Eukaryota, Fungi, Ascomycota, Eurotiomycetes, Chaetothyriales, Herpotrichiellaceae. The transcript is spliced from 2 exons. The coding region runs from base 1 to 789 and encodes 262 amino acids. The record is from RefSeq and is a predicted model, not a curated record.
AUGGCAACCAACUAUGCAACCCAGACAUUUACCAUUCCCGAACAGCAACUCUACGCCAGUCAACAACCUUCUCCAGCCAGUUCAGCGUCGCCCGCCUCCCCAAGAAUGCAUGAAUAUCUCCAACAGGUGGCUCCCAAUCCAUACAAGCAAUUAAGACCUAUGAAAUCCCCUCUAUAUGUCCCUGCAGCUCUAAGACCCACCGAACAUUUCUCAACUACAUCCCCCAUGACACCGCCCAAGAGCCUUCAUGGGUCGCUUGACAACCUAGAGGAUGAACCUGUUUCACAGAGUCCAGAGGAGCAUCAUUUGGCUGGAUUUAAUCCAGACUGGUUACAAGCUGAAGAACUGAAUGAUGUGACUGGACCACCAAAGAAGGACCAUUGGAAGCCUGACGAAGCUUCACCGACUUGCGACUCUCCUCAAUGUCGCUCCUCGUUCAACCUAUUUGUUCGCAAACAUCAUUGUCGUCACUGUGGGCACAUAUUCUGCUCCACCCAUACCACAUAUACUAUCCCUCUGGACCAAGAUGCUAAAUUCCACCCUGACGGCAUAAAUUCCAGGGCAUGCGAAACAUGUCAUCGACAAUAUCAGAAGUGGGAUACCGCAAGAUCUAUCCGUCGCAAGAACAGCCAGAACAGCAAAGAUGAUGGCGGUGAGAGUGGUCCUCCAACACCUCUGGCCGGUCCUCCUGGUCAUCGGAGGUUGAUUUCGGGCGGCUUCCGAGGAGGAAAGCCUGUCGAGCAGGUCGCCAACAGCGUUCCCAAAGACUGGCACUGGAGCACCUUUUGA